Molecule: messenger RNA, 1904 nt
Organism: Pseudo-nitzschia multistriata
Lineage: Eukaryota; Bacillariophyta; Bacillariophyceae; Bacillariales; Bacillariaceae
Source: the annotation of a GenBank genome assembly
AAAUCUCGUUCUUCCCAAUGUUAUGCAUAAAAUAACAAUUGCUUCGGAACUUUUUUUUUAAAAUACUGCUGGGCUGUUUCACGAGCCAAACAAAAGGUGCAAUCAGAGCGCUUGGUUCAUAAAAUUCCGGUAAAUUGAUCGAUCGUGCGAUCCACAAACCCCGGUACCCUAGAACCAAUACAAAGAAACGAGCCAUGAGAGACAAAUACAGCAUCAGGACAAAAGUGUUCCGCGACGAAGCCAUGGAAUCUACGCUUCUCRAAGAGAAAGCCAAGGCGGCACAGGCAAGAUACCAAUCAAGCGGGAGCAACCUUCCGGACAGGAAAGAGAACGGCCCCACGAGAAGCAAAGACCAUCGCAGAGGGACACAACCGAAGAAACAAUCCAAGUACGUGAGCACCAUGAUCGAAUUCCUUKCCUCSGUGGAAUCGUCUAGGGGCGUCGAACCGCAAAAACAAGGAAGACAACCGCCCGCGGCCCAGCGAUUGCCACCGCGGGCCAGAGCAGCGAUUCUUCCCGGUCGGAGCAAAAGAGCCUUCGAGGGGCGSGAUUCCGAGGGAAAAGCAGCGAGGGGAGGGCUGGGCGAGGCGAGGRACGGCGACGAACUCGAUCAGAUCGAGGCAGAGGCACGCCGAACUUUUCGGGAAAAGAGCACAGGUUCGACCAUUGAAUCCUCGACCAAAACCAAUAACAACAUCAACAAACAGCUGGUCGAGAACAAACUUGUUGACCAGUUGCUGCGCUCUCCGGACACCAAGAUCGACAACACAGUGCUUCUUCUUGCCGACACUCUWGUUAGCAACAAUCGAUAUGUUUUCGAGCUCUUGAGAGAAAACGGCUUUUUGAGCCCCGAGUUGCAAACAAUGGCGCUCUCCYUCAUCAACGAGGUCGACUCCCAGAGCAAGCAACUCCACGACGUUCUGAUGGGUGCGAGACGUCGCUCGUCAUCGAUGCGGGCCACCAGAGUGUUGGUCAUUUCGUGCAUGACCCAAAUUCUCUCGGUGAGCAACCGUUUUACCGGURUCCUUGACCGUGGCUGCAAGUCGGUGGCCGCUCCUGGUGCCGCCGGUGCUGCUACGAACGACAGGGCUCCCAAGCAAUCAGAGAGCAGGGAACCGAUUGGUGCGGGUGCCCUCGACAAAUACGUCCACCACACAAUGAACAGCGACAAGCGCAUACUGGCAUCUCUCAUCAGCGACAUUGUAUCGAAGAGAAAACAGGUCUCGAGCGCCCUUGCGGAAACCUUUCAAAAAGUGAUGCAGAACGAAAAUGUUCUGUAUUCGGAUUUGGUCGCGAAGCACAUUACGGAAGAUCUGAAGAAUACCAUUCAGUUUCUGACGGAUCCCGAGAGACUCUCUACAUUUUUGUCCACAGCAAAUACAUUGGGAACCGCCGACGCCCCAAUACAGCCCACACGUAGGGCCGAAAACAAUUUGGUGAAUCAUAGCAUGACGGAUGCAUCGUCAUUUCUCGAUUUUAUCGACACAUCAGGGCUUUCUGUAAUCUUUACAGAAGACGAAGAMGUUGCGGCAGCCGCCGGUAAAGCGAGCAACUCGAUGAGGGGGACGAGAAGCAGCCUUGAUACCAUCUUGGAGCGAAUGAAUUUGAAGCUAAGCAAACGGAGCAGCCACAAGAGAAGCAACAGUCAAUCCAGUUUCGAUCAGAAGAACAAGAGUCGAGAUCCGACGAAGAACGGUCAGCGUGGGCCGUCUCAGGAUAGGCAAGUYAUCCAGCAUCARCCGAAAACCAAUCGAGCGGAGAGACAGAAGCCCGUUCCAAGGGAUUCCGGCACUGACACCAAGCUCACGAGCACAAUGGCAGAAUUUUGAUCACUGCCAUGCAACAGUUUUUUAUGUAACCGCACAGACGGUUAGGAAUAUUAGAAAUAUAAUGCUUGUAGUACA